GUGGCUAUAGAAUUCUCUUUGGCAGAGUGGAAAUGCCUGACCCCUGCGCAGAGGGCUUUAUACAGGGAAGUGAUGUUGGAGAACUACAGGAACCUGGAAUCUGUAGAUAGCUUUUUAAAAUCCAUGAUGAAGUUCUCACCAGCAGGGCAAGGGAGUACAAGAGAAGGGACAUUGGAAAAAUACACAAGUCAUCACAUUGUAGAUUUUUGCUUCCCAGAAGUUCAGAAAGAUGUUCAUGAGUUUGAGUUUCAGUGGCAAGAAGUCAAAGGAAAUGGCCAUGAAGCACUCAUGACAGAACCCAAGGAGUUAUCUGGUAGUACACGGCAAUGUGAGGAAAGGCAUGCUGGCAAGAAGCCUGUUGGAGAUCAGCUUGUAUUAAGCUUUCGUUCACAUCUGCCUGAACUGCACAUAUUUCAGACCGAAGGAAACAUUGAUAAUCAAGUAGAGAAGUCUGUCCAUGAUGAUUCCUCAGUUUCCACAGCCCAAAGAAUUUCUUUUAGGCUCAAAACCCAUGUUUAUGAUAAGCAUGAGAAUAAUGUCCUCCAUUCUUCAUUAUGCACACAAAACCAGGAAGUACACAUGAGAGAAAAACCUUUCCAUUGUAGUGAGUGUGGCAAAGCCUUUCAUAAGAAGCACUACCUUGUAUGCCACCAUAGAGUUCAUACUGGAGAGAAAUCUUGCAAGUAUAAUGAGUGUGGUAAGACCUUCAGUGAAAAGUCAUCCCUUAAAUGCCGUCAUAGACUUCAUACUGGAGAGAAAUCUUACAAAUGUGAGAUUUGUGACAAGGUUUUCCAGAAUACUUCAUGCCUUGCAAAACAUCACAGAGUUCAUACUGGGGAGAAACCUUACAAGUGUAAUGAGUGUGGCAAGACCAGUCAGAAGUCAUCCCUGAAAUGCCACCAUAGAAUUUAUACUGGAGAGAAACCUUAUACAUGUCAUGAAUGUGGCAAGGUUUUUAAUCAAAAAGAACUCCUUUCAUGUCACCAUAGACUUCAUACUGGAGAGAAACCUUACAAGUGUAAUGAGUGUGGCAAGACCUUCAGUCAGGUGUCAUCCCUGCAAUGCCAUCAUAGAAUUCAUACUGGAGAGAAACCUUACACAUGUAAUGAAUGUGGCAAGCUUUUUAAUAGAAAAUCACACCUUUCACGUCAUCGUAGACUUCAUACUGGAGAGAAACCUUACAAGUGUAAUGAGUGUGGUAAGACUUUCAGUCGAAAGUCAUCCCUGAAAUGCCAUGAUAGAGUUCAUACUGGAGAGAAACUUUAUGAGUGUAAUAAGUGUGGUAAGUCCUUCACUCAGAAGUCAAACCUUCAGUUCCGUCAUAGAUCUCAUACUGGAGAGAGACCUUACAAAUGCAAAGUUUGUGAGAAGGUUUUCCAGAGUCAUUCGUACCUUCAAGAACAUCAGAGAGUUCAUACUGGGGAGAAACCUUACAAGUGUAAUGAGUGUGGCAAGACCUUUCGUCAGAGGUCAUCCCUGAAAUACCAUCAUAGAAUUCAUACUGGAGAGCAACCUUACACAUGUAAUGAAUGUGGCAAGGUUUUUAAUAAACAAUCACACCUUUCACGUCAUCAUAUACUUCAUACUGGAGAGAAACCUUACAAGUGUAAUGAAUGUGGCAAGAGCUUCAGUCAAAAGUCAUCGCUUAAGUGCCAUCACAGACUUCAUACUGGACAGAAACCUUACAAAUGCAAGGUUUGUGAAAAGGUUUUCCGGAGUGCUUCAUGUCUUAAAAAACAUCAAAGAAUUCAUACUGGAGAGAAACCUCACAAGUGUAAUGAGUGUGGCAAGACUUUCAGGCAGAAGUCAUCCCUGAAAUGCCAUCAUAGAAUUCAUACUGGAGAAAAGCCCUACACAUGUAAUGAAUGUGGCAAGGUUUUUAAUAAACAAACACACCUUUCACGUCAUCAUAGACUUCAUACUGGAGAGAAACCUUACAAAUGUGAAGAAUGCGACAAAGUUUUCAGUCGCAGGUCAAACCUUGAACGACAUAAAAUAAUUCAUGCUGGAGAAAAACCGUAG
Molecule: messenger RNA, 2022 nt
Organism: Saimiri boliviensis boliviensis (Bolivian squirrel monkey)
Lineage: Eukaryota; Metazoa; Chordata; Mammalia; Primates; Cebidae
Biological process (GO): regulation of transcription by RNA polymerase II
Molecular function (GO): DNA-binding transcription factor activity, RNA polymerase II-specific; RNA polymerase II cis-regulatory region sequence-specific DNA binding
Source: RefSeq, a predicted model, not a curated record